Tachysurus vachellii is the source of this 3104-nucleotide messenger RNA. RefSeq names its product solute carrier family 23 member 4 (gene slc23a4). The transcript has 12 exons. Gene Ontology annotation, molecular function: transmembrane transporter activity. Gene Ontology annotation, biological process: transmembrane transport. Bases 161 to 2002 code for a protein of 613 amino acids. Gene Ontology annotation, cellular component: membrane. Lineage: Eukaryota; Metazoa; Chordata; Actinopteri; Siluriformes; Bagridae. The record is from RefSeq and is a predicted model, not a curated record.
UCAGCUGAUAGUUCUCAUUUAUAAUCAGCCUGAGCAGCAGCCACAACGUCUUUCUUACACUCACAUGUGCCUACUCUCAUUCUUGCUUUCUUUCUUCAUUUGUUCUUGUCACGAUCACAGUUCCCUUACCUGAGACCUCAGUUUUAGAGAUACUAGACUCAUGGCUACAAAAAAGGAGAGCAUGGACAACUUUUCGUUUGAUGCUGAGGGCAAGGUAAAUCAUUUCUGUGGGUUGACAAAUGACCAGAAAACAGACAUAUCAAAAGAAGACAGAAAAGACAAAUUAGCUUACUGUGUAACUGACAUACCACCAUGGUACCUUUGUAUCAUCCUAGGAAUUCAGCACUUCUUAACUGCGUUUGGUGGAAUCGUUGCCAUCCCUCUGAUCCUUUCUCAGGGUCUCUGCCUGCAGCAUGAUGGACUCACUCAGAGCCACCUGAUCAGCACCAUCUUCUUCGUUUCAGGGAUAUGUACCUUAUUGCAGGUCACCUUGGGGGUCAGGUUGCCUAUUCUUCAAGGUGGGACUUUCACUCUUCUUGCACCCACAACAUCCUUGCUGUCCAUGCCAAACUGGGUCUGUCCUGCCUGGACACAGAAUGCCACCCUGGUCAAUACCUCCUCCCCUGAGUUCAUCCAGGUGUGGCAAAGUCGCAUACGGGUGAUUCAGGGUUCGAUCAUGGUGGGCUCCUUGUUCCAGGUGCUGGUGGGAUUUUCUGGUAUUAUCGGUCUGUUCAUGAGGUUUAUUGGUCCUCUGACAAUUGCACCCACCAUCUCUCUUAUUGGCCUUUCUUUGUUUGACUCGGCUGGCAUGAAUGCAGGAAACCACUGGGGAAUCUCAGCAAUGACAACAUGUUUAAUUGUGCUGUUUUCCCAGUAUCUCUGCCACAUUGCCAUCCCUCUCCCUGCAUACAGCAAGGCCAAAAGGUUUCACAUCUCCAAGAUUAACAUCUUUCAGAUUAUUCCUGUCCUCCUGGGAAUCACAGUUUCAUGGCUCAUCUGCUACCUGCUGACUAUCUAUAAUGUCCUCCCAUCUGAUCCAAAUCAGUAUGGGUAUCUUGCUCGCACAGACAUUAAAGGAGACGUAAUGGGGAAUGCACCUUGGUUCAGGUUUCCUUAUCCAGGCCAGUGGGGCUUACCAACUGUGAGUCUGGCAGGGGUGUUAGGAAUCCUGGCAGGAGUCAUAUCCUCCAUGAUUGAGUCAGUAGGUGACUACCAUGCUUGUGCUAGGUUAAGUGGUGCUCCACCUCCACCCAAACAUGCAAUCAACAGAGGGAUUGGGAUUGAAGGCUUUGGAUGCCUGCUUGCCGGAGCCUGGGGGACGGGCAAUGGAACCACUUCUUAUAGCGAGAAUGUCGGUGCACUGGGCAUAACUAAGGUCGGCAGCCGCAUGGUGAUUGUUGCCAGUGGUGUCAUUAUGAUCAUAAUGGGACUGUUUGGAAAAAUUGGAGCCAUUUUUAGUACAAUCCCAACACCCGUUAUUGGAGGGAUGUUUUUAGUUAUGUUUGGAGUUAUAACUGCAGUUGGUGUUUCCAAUCUACAGUAUGCAGAUAUGAACUCUUCUCGUAACAUCUUUAUCUUUGGCUUCUCGAUGUUUACGGGACUUGUCAUUCCAAACUGGAUAAUAAAAAAUCCUGAUGUCUUAAACACAGGUGUAGUGGAGUUAGAUCAAGUUCUGCAGGUUCUUCUAACAACCGGCAUGUUUGUUGGAGGAUUUUUUGGAUUUGUUCUUGAUAACACUGUCCCUGGAACAAGACAUGAGCGUGGCAUAACUGUAUGGAACAAGGCUCAUGAAGAUGAGUCUGAGAACACUUUGGAAUGUGAGGAGGUCUAUGGCCUGCCCUUUGGCAUCAGUUCUCGACUUGCAUCUUACUCCUGGGUUAGAUAUAUACCCUUUUGCCCCUCUUAUAAUGCCAGACCACAGAAUGACACAUCCAGCAACUCACUUGGGAAGAAGAAGCCUUGCAAAGAUAACCCGCACGUCAUCGUAUCAGCGGCACUAUAAUCAUUUAUACGGACACUUCAUGAGGAAACAUUCACAUUUGUGGGGCUCUAUUUGUAAAAUCUUUGUGUUAUAAUCAUAUAUUGAAGAUAACCUGUGAAAGCUGAGACUACUGUAAAAAUACUAAAUGCUCAGAAUUUACUAAUGAACUAAGGCAGCUAUAAGAUAUGUUAUUUUAUUCUCAAUGUUUUCCUGUUCAUUUUUAUAUUAUAUUAUAUUAUAUUAUAUUAUAUUAUAUUAUAUUAUAUUAUAUUAUAUUAUAUUAUAUUAUAUAUUUUCUUGUACUGAUGUGAAUAUGAUAUGAAUAUAAUUUGCUAGGAAAAACUGCAUUUUUUCAUUCUUGUUCGAAUGAAUUUCAUCCGAUUAAAAAAAAAAAUUACUAUUAAUCAAAACACAAAUUUGAAUAUCAUUAUUUUGAAUUAUUAUAUUUGAAUAAUAGAAUUGAAUUUUGAACUGCAAUAGAAUUUCAUGUUUCAUGCAAAACUAAAACCUUAAACCAAAUUCAAAAAAAGUAUGAAUAUAUUCAGUAUAAAAAUCUUUUUAAUUUACCUAAAUUUAAUUCACAUUAAAUUUAGAUUUGCAUUUUUAAAUGACAUCCAAGUAACUUGCAGGCAAAAGCAAUCGAGCACAGAACCCCUUUUUCCCCGUUCAAAAAAAGCUUAAUUUUGCAUUUCAAACAUUUAUUUGUUUUUUUAUUUAUUUUAUCCAUCAUUUGGCAUGGCACAAUUCUGACACUUAAAAACCUGAAACUGAAUUUAAAAUCUAAUCUUAUAGUUCUGUUUCGAUCUACAUACUCAAGUUCCAACAAGCUUGACAUUCUGUGUAAGAGAGUUAUGUAUGUAUGUACACAUGUCUAUGAAUGUGUGUGUGUGUGUGUGUGUGUGUGUGUGUGUGGUUCUAUAAAAAUAUGUAUUCCUUUUUAUGAAUCACUUAGAUUUUUUCGGCACUUCAGCACUAGAUGUUCACUCCACUUGCAAAACGCUAACUAAAGCUACCAUAUUGUUUUUCUGCCAGACUGAUAAGUCAGGAAUUAUGUCUCCUUUAUCUGAGAGUUAAGUCAUGUUUAAUGGCUUUGUAGAGGUUGAUAAAGCACUCUGCCCAAACA